CACUCUCCGUGUGUUUAGUUUUUCAUGUUGUAACAUUAACAUGAUGUCUUGUCCUUUUUUAAAUCAAUAGCAGUUAAUUAAAGGCUGGAGGAAGCGCUUUGAUAAUGCGUCCCCUCGAGUCUCACAGAGCAGCGCACUCCUUGGCGUGUCUCAUUGCUGGUGACUCUUCUGCUGCUGUGGACGCGGCUCUGUUGCCUGGUUUAGUUCGCAGCGCAGUCUGAGGAAGAUUCUAAAUCUGUGCCGCUGGACAGCAGGGAGGAAUACUGUCCUGGAUAAAGAAUAGGAGACAAGAGUACAGUUUAAGAGAAACUAAAUAAAAGCAUGGGGUAGAAAUAGCAGAGGUUACUGCCUGGAAGUUUACUCGUAAAGAAUGACCUUUCUGCGACCCUGUGCUGUAUUUACCAAAAACAAGUUCACACGCCCUGAACCUGCAAGACUAGCGAAGAGAAAGCUAUGAAACUGCGAGCAUGCCUGCGCCAUUGUGGAUCUGUUUGUGACAACGACGCUCAACUUGAAUUAACCUGAUAUACUUCUAAAAAACAUUAUCAGGGGUAUCGCGUUAGUGUUUGAACAUCUCAUUCGGAAGAAGAGGACGGGAAAUAUCAAUAUAAUUACACGAAACACAGAUUAUAUAUCUGCGUGAAACUCGCAGCAUCGACGCUGCUGCCGCCGGAUAGAGAAAGGACUAUACCAACUCCGGCAUGGGGGAGGGGUUACCUGAAUUCAAAUUGUAUUCACUGGGAAAAAUAUAGAGCUACAAACAGCUCGAUUAUGAUGUUAAAAUUGAAAGUCAUAUUCAUUUUUUAUUAAAAGAUCCCCGGUAUCACGAUUCCCUUUGCGGUCCAUAUUAGAUGAAUUGUCAGACCGCGCUGAUCAGUUUGUAUUUUGUGAUUGGUAUAUUCCUCGUCCUGUGGGAGACAGACCCGUUCAGACACUGAGGGAGAGCAGAGAGGAGAUCUGAAGAGCAGAAAGGACACAUUCACUGAGGAGACGGUCAGAGCGAGUGACUGGAGCACUAGAGCCGUGCUGCACAUCCCACUGACAAGACCUGAAGACUGCCUUAUCUUGGUGAAAGCCAAGGAACAAAGAUGGAGUCCGUUUACAUUAAACAGGAGGAGGUUCAGGAAUUGGUACCUGUCAGCAUUAAACAGGAGAUGCCUGAACUGGAGCCUGUCCACAUGAAAGAAGAGACUGAACUGGAGCCUGUCCACAUUAAACAAGAGACUGAACUGGAGCCUGUCCACAUUAAAGAAGAAGAGACUGAACUGGAGCCUGUCCACAUUAAAGAAGAGACUGUACUGGAGCCUGUCCACAUUAAAGAAGAAGAGACUGAACUGAAGCCUGUCCACAUUAAAGAAGAAGAGACUGAACUGGAGCCUGUCCACAUUAAACAAGAGACUGAACUGGAGCCUGUCCACAUUAAACAAGAGACUGUACUGGAGCCUGUCCACAUUAAAGAAGAAGAGACUGAACUGAAGCCUGUCCACAUUAAAGAAGAAGAGACUGUACUGGAGCCUGUCCACAUUAAAGAAGAAGAGACUGAACUGAAGCCUGUCCACAUUAAAGAAGAAGAGACUGAACUGGAGCCUGUCCACAUUAAACAAGAGACUGAACUGGAGCCUGUCCACAUUAAAGAAGAAGAUACUGAACUGAAGCCUGUCCACAUUAAAGAGGAAGAGACUGAUCUGGAGCCUGUCCACAUUGAAGAGUCUAUUGACUUGUUGUUUAAGGAUACAGAAAAAAUGUCCCGGCCAAAGAUAUCACAUCAGUGUAAUGAAUGUGUGAAGAGCUUCAGCCGGCCAAGAAGCCUAAAAACACACCAGCGAAUUCACACUGGAGAGAAGCCAUAUCACUGUACUGAAUGUGGGGAGAGCUUCAAUGCGUCAGGAAGCCUAAAAAAACACCAGCGACUUCACACUGGAGAGAAGCCAUAUCAAUGUACUGAAUGUGGAAAGAGCUUCCGUAAGUUAGGAGCCCUAAAAAAUCACCAGCUAAUUCACACUGGAGAGAAGCCACACCACUGUACUGAAUGUGGAAAGAGCUUCCGUGAGUUAGGAGCCCUAAAAAAACACAAGCUAAUUCACACUGGAGAGAAGCCGCACCACUGUACUGAAUGUGGAAAGAGCUUCCGUAAGUUAGGAGCCCUAAAAAAUCACCAGCUAAUUCACACUGGAGAGAAGCCACACCACUGUACUGAAUGUGGAAAGAGCUUCCGUGAGUUAGGAAGCCUAAAAAGACACCAGCGAAUUCACACUGGAGAGAAGCCAUAUCAAUGUACUGAAUGUGGGGAGAGCUUCAGUGAGUCAGGAAACCUGAAUAGACACCAACACAUUCACACUGGAGAGAAGCCGUAUCACUGUGUUCAAUGUGGGAAAAGCUUCACUGACAAAGGAACACUAAACAAACACCAGCGAAUUCACACUGGAGAGAAGCCAUAUCACUGUACGGAAUGUGGAAAGAGCUUCAAUGCGUCAGGAGACCUAAAAAGACACCAUCGAUUUCACACUGGAGAGAAGCCAUAUCACUGUUCUGAAUGUGAGAAAAGCUUCACUGACAAAGGAAAACUAAAAAAACACCAGCGAAUUCACACUGGAGAGAAGCCGUAUCACUGUGUUGAAUGUGGGGAGAGCUUUAGGCAGUCAGGAACACUAAAAACACACCAGCAAAUUCACACUGGAGCCAGCCUCCCUCCCUCCCAGUCCCUCACCUCUCCACCCUGCUUGUUUGAGUGUGUGGAGAGCUGACUGAUUCCUUGUCUCUCUCUCACCCUGCAGUAAAUGAAGGGGGUCCCCAGGAGUGAGAGCCAGCCUGAAUCCAGAGACACUGAGAAAGGGAGCGUGUCAAACUGAAGGAGACAGACCCAUUCUUUCAGAAUGAACUGCAUUGGAAAUGAAUCUCACUCAUCAUGCUGUGAGGAUUCAUGCCAAGCUUGUUUCUGUGAACACAUUAAACAAAGAUGCCAAAAACACAUCCUAUUUUUAAAAUACCAUUACUGUACCAAAAGUAGAAGAAACUAAAACUAAGAAUAUGUUCCUGGGUGUGGCAGCAGUGUGUGUUUCAUCUCACUAGAAUGGCCUCUAAGCUAUUGCACCAGUGCAAGCACAAGCUGAAACAACCUUUUUUUUAUUUGAUGUGGUGCAAACUUUUCCCUGCUUUGCUGAGUGUUUAAAGCGCACAUAAGGACCUUUUUAUUUGAUUGUGUUGCAUGUUCCCAUGUGUUGCUACAACUGUUUACGUAAGGUGUGUGUAUUCUUUAAUUUUUUUUUUACAUUUUGACCACUUUUUUAAACUUUUAAAUUGCAUUCACUGUCUCAAGAUGGCUUCCCAUGUACCCGCAUGGACCUCUCAGAACUUUCCCAUCAUCCUCCUGCUCACAUGUAACACAAUAAAAUAAAAAGGUCCUUCUGUACCCUUUAAGUACCAAGAACCUCCCAGCUUGUUGUAUACUGGAGCCCUAUCAUUUUAGUAGAGCUGUAUAAAUAUACUGUAAAACAUAAGUUUGCAAGCAAACAAUUCACAAAAUGUGCAUUUACUCAAAUCUGCAAAACCUACAUGCUGCAACAUUACCAUUAUUACUACAUUCAUCGUUUAUAUAGUUUGAGUAACUUAUCUAAACAAUCUGCAGAAUGAAGCUGCCUCAGACUGUUUGACAGUAACAGAGCUGGUGCUUUUGUGGAAUCAACAUUAGCUGUUUAUUCCUUUGGGCAAAAUAUGGCUUGUUUGCUUGUAUUUGGUAUCAGUAUGCUAUCAUUAAAUUGACAAUACAGUACAUCCAAAGGCAGGCUUAGUUAUUUUUAAAGGAUGUCAUUGAAAUUGAGUUUGAUUUCCUGUACGUUUUCCAGUAUCUGUGUAUAUAAAGGGCACAUUAUUAUGUUUCCAUUACCUCUGUAUGUAAAAGGUUUGUCAUUGUUUAAACUGUCAAUGAUUCCUGAGAUACAGAUCUGCAGUGGAACUGAACAAACACAAGGGAGACAUUGAAAAAGGGGAAGAUGCUGCUGCUUGUGGUGAAUAUUCCCUGAAUAUGAUAUUAAUACAUGAAAGUGUAUUAUAAAUGUAACUGGACAGAUUAAUGAAAUCUCUGUCUCUUGAAGAAAAAGGGCUCCUUUCCUGCAGACACACUGAACUGUGUGACCCCUGAACUAGGUGAGCAGGGCUGGGUGGCAUCUGGACUGGAUUAGGCUGAAAGGACAGUUGAAUUCUGUACAGAUAAUUCACAGCGGCAACAACAAGCGGUUUGACAUGAGGAAGACAUAAAGCAUCGCUGUCCUAGCGGAAAAGGACAUUAAAACAUCAAAGGACUGAGUGUUGAGAGGCAGUAUCCACAAAGGACCUCAUGUGGAGAGCUGCUUAGCAGAGAGAAAGACUAUAAAUAUUCAAGCAAAACUAAACAUGUUGUGCUCCACUUUGACUGCUAAACUAAUUGCUGUCACUCUGCUAUACCAAGCUGCAACUCCGGGACUCUGACUGAGAACACGACCCAAAAAGGGAAGGCAAGCUAGUAAACGACCAAAUGCAAAGAGCCUGAGGCCUGGCUGGAGGACUGCCGUAAAACUUAGAGACUUUCAUCAGACAAACAAGUCUGAGUCUGCUGUACCUAAGCCAGUAUAGUUCCAGUUGCAUUUUUCUCUCAUGAAACUAAAUUAAUUAAUUGUAACACAUUCACAUACAAUUGAACUGUUAAUUGUUUAGUUUGCACACCUUGCAUGUGAAACUUGAAGUAAUUAGAAGUAAUCUACCUCAUAGCUGUAUGAAGAAUUUAUUUUAAAGUAAGCUUGCUAUAUGGUUAAACAAUUUCCUAUUAGUAAGCUUUAGUGUGAUCUGUUGUAAGAUUGUCUGAACCAUUUCAGUUUAGGCUGUGUGUGUGUGUGUGUGUGAGAGUGUACAGUGUCAUAUUUCACUGGCCCUGCUAGCUGCUUUAACACAGGCUGAGAGCUUUGACUUUAUGACUGUUAUGCUUAGAAAACUAAGAUUGACUUUCUGACUUUUGUGAUUUCUGUUUAAUAUUUAUGCUCUGAAUACAAUACUACUAUUGAUGAAACAUUCCUUGUGUCUAGAGUGUGUAUGUGGGUUCAUAGUAAAUCCUCAAUCGUGUAAAACAUCAAUUAAAUAUUUUUUAUAAGAUAACUAAUCAAUCUAGAUAAAACUCUAAACUCUCAAUUAUAAAAUGGAGGACCACCAGAUUAAGACCCUGUCAUGGCCAGCCUAAUCUCCAGACCUGAACCCCAUUGAAAACCUCUGGAAUGUGAUCAAGAGGAAGAUGGAUGGUCACAAGCCAUCAAACAAAGCCGAGCUGCUUGAAUUUUUGCGCCAGGAGUGGCGUAAAGUCACCCAACAUCAAUGUGAAAGACGCAUGAAAGCUGUGCUUGAAAAUCAGGGUUAUUCCACCAAAUAUUGAUUUCUGAACUCUUCCUAAGUUAAAACAUUAGUAUUGUGUUGUUUAAAA
Molecule: messenger RNA, 5443 nt
Organism: Acipenser ruthenus (sterlet)
Lineage: Eukaryota; Metazoa; Chordata; Actinopteri; Acipenseriformes; Acipenseridae
Product: gastrula zinc finger protein XlCGF57.1-like
Exons: 3
Coding region: 1089-2744 (551 amino acids)
Biological process (GO): regulation of transcription by RNA polymerase II
Cellular component (GO): nucleus
Molecular function (GO): DNA-binding transcription factor activity, RNA polymerase II-specific; RNA polymerase II transcription regulatory region sequence-specific DNA binding
Source: RefSeq, a predicted model, not a curated record